Colletotrichum higginsianum IMI 349063 is the source of this 1473-nucleotide messenger RNA. RefSeq names its product Iron transporter. NCBI's taxonomy places the organism in Eukaryota, Fungi, Ascomycota, Sordariomycetes, Glomerellales, Glomerellaceae. Bases 1 to 1473 code for a protein of 490 amino acids. The record is from RefSeq and is a predicted model, not a curated record. Gene Ontology annotation, biological process: iron ion transmembrane transport. Gene Ontology annotation, molecular function: iron ion transmembrane transporter activity. The transcript has 4 exons. Gene Ontology annotation, cellular component: membrane.
AUGACAGCGUCUCGGCAUCUCGACGACGAAGAACAUGUUCUCCCCGACGAGCAAACGCCGCUCCUCGGCAGCGGAGCCGAGCACGGCGAUGGCUCGGCCGCUGUCACCCACCGAGUGACCCCCCGAAUUACACGCCGACUCUACCUGUCGCACUUUCUGUCCACCUGGAACUCGCGCAUGUUCGAGUUUGGCGCCGUACUGUACCUCGCAACCAUCUUCCCGGGGACUCUGCUGCCCAUGUCGCUCUACGCGCUCACCCGAGGCCUCUCGGCGCUGCUGUUCGCGUCGACGGUCGGGCACUACAUCGACAACAACGACCGUUUAAAGGUUGUUCGCGCGUCCAUAGUGUUUCAACGACUUGCCGUGUCGGCUUCCUGCGUGAUUCUUUAUAUCCUCUUGCGAGGACUGCCCCUUGGCGAAUAUGGCCGGCCGGGCCUUCUGGCCCUCCUCUCCCUCUUGGCUUGUGGUGAAAAGCUGUACUCCAUCAUCAACAUGGUCUCGGUCGAAAAGGACUGGGUUGUCGUCCUCGCAAAGGGGGACACAGAGGUCCUCGCCAACCUCAACGCACAAAUGCGCCGAAUCGAUCUUCUCUGCAAGCUCUUGGCGCCCCUAUUCAUUGCUAUUGUCGACGGGUUCUCGACGGAAAUCGCCAUCAUCGUCAACUUCGCCAUGAACAUGGCGUCGGUCGUGGUGGAAUACUACGCCAUCGCGAGGAUAUACGACGAAGUCCCCAGCCUGCAAGAGCAAAAGGGCAAACCGGACACCGAGCUCCCUUCGACUACAGAGGAUGCGCCGUCAUCCGCGCGACCCGGGCGGAAUGUGUGGCGGCUGUUCAGAAAAUCGGCAUCAGACUUUGGCUUCUACUUCGGCCACCGCGCGUUCCUACCAUCCUUUGCGGGAUCGCUGCUCUAUCUCACGGUCCUCAGCUUCGGCGGCCAGAUGGUGACGUACCUCGUCGCGUCCGGCUACACCACGACGUACAUCGGCAUUGCGAGAACCAUCAGCGUCGUGUUCGAGGUGCUGGCGACGUGGGUGGCACCCUGGCUCAUCGCGCGGAUCGGGCCGGUGAGAGCAGGUCUAUGGCUGAGCAACUGCCAGGUCAUGCCGCUCAUCGCUGGUCUGGUCGUCUUCUGGGUUUUCGUGCCGAACCCCCUGGUCUCGGCGACCGGUCUCGUUGCCGGAACCAUUGUCAGUCGUCUCGGACUCCGAGGAUUCGACUUGUGCACGCAGAUAAUUGUUCAGGAGGAAGUCGAAGCGGAAAGCCGUGGUCGCUUCUCUACCGUCGAGGCGGCCUGGCAAAACGCGUUCGAGCUCCUCUCGUACCUCUCAACCAUUGUCUUCUUCCGACCGGCACAGUUCAACUGGCCUGCUUUGCUCUCUGUGCUCGCCGUCACUUCGGCAAGCCUUGCGUAUACAACGUACGUAGGCCGGAAAAGGGGGCAUCUGAUUCACUUCGAAAAACUUGGUUUCUAA